UUAGGCCCUGGAAAACAAACACCAGAAAUGAAUAACCAUCCUGACAGAGAACAACGAAUUAUAUUAUGAAACCUAAUUUUAUAAUCGUUUUCUUCAUCCCACCAUUGCUGGCUGCUGCUGUUUCUUCUUCGGCUCUCAAUUUUUCAGAUAGUAGAAGAAUUCUGCAUCAACCCUUGUACCCUGCUACAUCUUCCCCACCGUCGCCGCCGCCGCCGCCUCCGGCGACGGCGGAGGGGUCAGGGCCGGACCAGCCGUUCUUCAAUGAAAUACCAAAUGGACAGACACCGGAUCAGGGGGGGCAGGAGGCGCCGCCUACCAGCAGUACAGCUGUGGCCAAUCCAGGCCCCACUCCGGCGUCGAAUUCUACCAAAAAAAUGGCGAUUGGAAUCACAUCGGGGGUUCUCACUCUAGGAAUGCUGUCGGCUUUGGCUUUCUAUAUCUACAAGCACAGGACGAGAGGUUUGGAUGAUUCGCAGAAGCUUGUCGGAGGAAAUUCGCAGAGGAUCCAUGAAGAUUCGAGAAUGCCGCCGUCGACUUUUCUGUACAUCGGCACGGUGGAGCCUUCCGCCACCAGUUUAGUCGGCGACGGGAAUGGCGGUAGCGUCGUUAGUGGCUCGCCGUAUCGGAAACUGAACUUCGGGAAAAGAUCUGACCGGUAUAGACCUAGUCCUGACCUUCAGCCACUCCCGCCGCUUCCCAAACCUCCGCCUCCGCCGAACAUUAAUUCUCCGCCGCCGAUGUCGUCGUCCGACGAUGAGAGCCACGACACCAAUUUCUACACUCCGCAGGGAUCGUCGUUGAGCAAUGAAUCUCCGAGUUCACGGCAGAGCUAUCUGAGUAACAAUCGUGGUGGUGUCGGUAAUGUUCCUCAUUCGAAGAGAACUUCGCCGAAAUCACGUUUGGCAGCAUCGUCUCCGGAUACAAAGCCGGUGAUGAUUCCGUCGAUUAAGCAGCCGUCGCCGCCAUCGCCGCCGGAGGGUUCUUCCUUGGGGCCACUGCAGCCGAGCAAGAUGCUAUCCUACACUCCUAAGAGGGCGAAAUUUUCGGCCCCACCACCGCCGCCGGACAUGGCGCGGCUCAGAUCAAUAAGCAAUUACGAUCAACAACCAUCGAAGGUCCAAAUUCCACCUCCACAGCCACCGCAACCACCGCCUCCGCCUCCGCCUCCGCCGCCUCCGGCGUCAAUCCCUAGAAAUUUCCGGCCUAAGGAACCACAGACCCCUCCGCCGAUUCCCAAACAAGUAAUAAACCCCGAGUCAAAAAGCCCUAGCUCCUCAUCAAAUUCAGAGUCGGAGAAAACGCAUUCCAGUACCGAAUCGAAUAAAGUAGCCAAUUCAUCUGACAAAAAUGAUGAAAGAGAGGACAAGGAUGGAUCAAAACCGAGGCUGAAACCCCUGCAUUGGGACAAAGUACGAGCCACUUCAGAUCGAGCCACAGUUUGGGACCAAUUGAAGUCGAGUUCCUUCCAGUUGAACGAGGACGCCAUGGAAUCGCUUUUCGGAUGCUCAGCAAAUUCAGCUCCUAAAGAAAUAACCAGGAGAUCAUCUCUGCCAACAGCCGAGCAGGAGAACCGCGUGCUGGAUCAAAAGAAAUCGCAGAACAUUGCCAUACUAUUGCGCGCAUUAAACGUGACCAAAGAAGAGGUUUCCGAAGCGCUUCUAGAUGGAAACACAGAAGGAUUAGGUCCAGAGCUUUUGGAGACGCUGGUGAAGAUGGCACCAAACAGGGAGGAAGAGAUGAAGCUCAAACACUACAAUGGCGAAACCUCAAAGCUCGGAUCAGCAGAGCGGUUCCUCAAGGCAAUACUGGAGAUUCCAUUUGCAUUCAAACGAGUAGAAUCAAUGCUGUACAGAGCAAACUUUGAUGCUGAAGUAACUUACCUAAGAAAGUCCUUCCAAACACUCGAGGCAGCCAGCGAAGAACUGAAGAACAGUCGCCUCUUCCUUAAACUCCUCGAAGCCGUAUUAAGGACAGGAAACCGAAUGAAUGACGGCACGAACCGCGGAGAUGCCAGAGCUUUCAAAUUGGAUACAUUGCUGAAACUGGUGGACGUCAAAGGGACAGACGGAAAGACGACGCUGCUGCACUUCGUCGUACAAGAGAUCAUUAGGUCGGAAGGAGGCGCCGACAAAAUAUCGAUCAAGUUUAAGGAAGACGAAUUCAGGAAGCAAGAAUUGCAAGUGGUGUCGGGGCUGAGUAAAGAGCUCGGCAGUGUAAGAAGGGCCGCCGGAAUGGACUCCGACGUGCUCAGCAGCUAUGUCUCCAAGCUCGAAUCGGGGCUGGAGAAAGUCAGAUCAGUUAUGCAGUAUGAGAAACAGAGCAAACAGAGUGAAAAAUUCUUCGAUUCGACAAAAGAGUUUCUUAACGAUGCAGCUGAGGAAAUCGCGAAAAUCAAAACAGAAGAAAGAAAAGCCGUGUCUUUAGUAAAAGAAGUGACCGAAUAUUUCCAUGGCGACGCCGCGAAAGAGGAAGCUCAUCCUUUUCGAAUAUUCAUGAUCGUACGCGACUUUCUGUCCAUACUCGACAACGUGUGCAAAGAUGUCGGGAGAAUGCAGGAUAGAGCGACGAUGGGGGCUGGGAGAUCAUUCAGAAUGGCGGCGACUGCGUCGCUGCCUGUGCUCAAUAGAUUCAAUGCUCGCAACAAUCCUAAUUCAGACGAUGAUCAAUGAAAGAACUUGGACAAAUUCGUCUCCAGGCAUCAAUUUGCAGGAAAUGCGAUGUAAUCGAAGCAUCUUGUACAUGCCUAGUAUGCCUUUCGAGCAUCCUUUUUGAAGGGAAGAGUUGCAGACGUGUCGUAAAGUCAUGGAAGCUCGAGAUGCUCAAAAGUCUACGUCGAAGCUCCUUAGAAGAACUGGAAUAAGAAGAUAGAGAGCAAAGAGUUUUGAAUAUGAUUAGCGAAAACGAUAUAGCAAAGAGAUGCAUAAAUUCUUUUUUCUGCAGAACAUAGUAGCCUAAGGCGAAGAACACGAUCUUCGAUCAUUCUAUACUGUGUAUUGUCUCAUAGAAAAAUCGCCGUGCUGCUUUCAAUAAGGUGAGUUAGCUUCAACCAUUCUUUCUCCGAA
Messenger RNA from Andrographis paniculata, 3062 nucleotides. Its product is annotated as formin-like protein 6. Lineage: Eukaryota; Viridiplantae; Streptophyta; Magnoliopsida; Lamiales; Acanthaceae. Bases 66 to 2669 code for a protein of 867 amino acids. Gene Ontology annotation, biological process: actin nucleation; actin cytoskeleton organization. Gene Ontology annotation, molecular function: actin filament binding. The record is from RefSeq and is a predicted model, not a curated record. The transcript is spliced from 4 exons.